This is a messenger RNA of Mytilus trossulus (common blue mussel), 2335 nucleotides long. Its product is annotated as protein PIF-like. Gene Ontology annotation, cellular component: extracellular region. NCBI's taxonomy places the organism in Eukaryota, Metazoa, Mollusca, Bivalvia, Mytilida, Mytilidae. The transcript has 7 exons. The record is from RefSeq and is a predicted model, not a curated record. Bases 44 to 1918 code for a protein of 624 amino acids. Gene Ontology annotation, molecular function: chitin binding.
CAUUACUUUUUUCAUAGUAGAGAUUAAUUUAUUUUUUUACAAAAUGUUAAAAUUACCAUAUUUGAAAGUAUUGUUUUGUUCUUUUAUAUUUUUAUAUGGUAAAGUAUCUUCAAAUACAAUACCACUAAAAGGGUGUCAAGGUAAAAUGGAUAUGAUAUUUGUGGUAGAUGGAUCUGACCACAAUACUCCAUCAGACUUUAACAUUCUCAAAGACGCCCUUAUUGAGUUAGUAGAACGACUUCAUAUCGGCCAAGCCGGAGCACGAAUGGGACUUAUUGUUUUCAGUCAGACUGUAACAAAAGAAAUCACAGUCACCGGAAACCAAGCAUUACUUAAAAAGGAGAUAACUAACCUUAAACAGAGCGGCACAGGCGUUAACAUAGCUACAGGACUUCAAACUAUGAUCAAAAUGUUCACAGAUACUUACAAAAGUGUAGGUGUACCUAAAAUAGGGACUGUCAUUGCGACCGAACGUUCUACUGAUCCAGGACAAACGAUAGGAGUUGCAUUUGAAGCUAAAAAUGAAGGAAUCCGUAUGAAUUCUAUUGGAGUGUCUACUUUCGCAGAUAAGACGGAACUAUCUGGAAUAGCUAAUGCAGAUGACAAAGUACUGAUGGUCAAUACAUACCAGGACCUAGCAGAUGCUGUUGGCAAUGUAGUCUCAAUGGUGUGUCCAGCGCAAAAUUUAACUACAUGGAUCCCACUGACUACGACUACAUCAACGACUACAACACAGUCACCUCAAACAACCACACCUUCACGUACCAAACGGUCGCCUAUAUCUGGUCCUUGUGAGCAUUGUGAAUUAAGGAAUGGAGUCGGCUACAAUCCACAUCCAGAAGACUGUGAUAAGUUUAUCCAAUGUUACUUUGGUGAAAACAAUGAGAUAGUUGGCGCUUACAGACAGUGUCCAUGGGGGCAAUAUUGGGACCAAGAGGUUCUCACCUGUAGACCUGCUGAAAAUGUUGUCUGUCAUAAAGAGAAAUGCAGACUGCCUGGUCUGUUGUCUUAUCCUUACGGUAAUAUCAAAAACAACCGUGCUUAUUGGAAAUGUAAUCUUGGAAAGUCUGUUUCUCUGUGUUGUCCAGAGGGAUACUUGUACAGACCAUAUCAAGGAUGUGUAGAGUUCAAUGGUAAAACUGAAACCUGUCCUCCAAUAGUUUAUCACGAGGGAGCCUGUGAUAUGAGACCAGUGUUUGGAAAUGCAACUUACUACGAAAGAAUAGUUCACGGAUCAUGGAUAAGAAUGCCAUGUGCACCAGGGACUCAUUAUGAUCCAACCGAAUGUGCAUGUAGUUUAUUUUAUCCAACAUAUAUUAGCAAUGAAUGUAAACCUGAGUUGUUCAUAUCGUUUGAUGGUACAGAAAUCAAAGAUGAUUCCGGUAAAAACAAUUAUAUUGAAAACCAUAACGUUUCAAUAAAGAAGAUCAACGGAAGUAGUUAUGGUUACUUUGAUGGCAAUUCCAAAAUUGUUAUUCCAAGAUUUGCCAAUUUUGAGUCAAGAGACUUUGUUAUAAAGAUGAACUAUUCACACACUCCAAACGACAGGUUAGAAUCCCUGAUCAGUAAUGGGGAUGACUGUUGCGACAAUGUUCCGUCCAUGGCUUUGGUCAAAAGUAGACGUAAUGUCCAUUACAUGAUAAAGACUGUUGAUGAAAAGACGAGAGAAGAUUCAGUGGCCACCUUCCAUCUUCCAUCAAUCGCUGAUCCUAAUAACAACUGGAAUGAAGUUUAUUAUAUACAUGACAGUCUUAGACUAGAAGGUAGAAGUAAUGGUAUAAGACAUGAAGAUUAUGCAGUGGGUAAAAUAAAGAAAACAAAAGCUGGAUUACAAAUAGGAGCUGGAAGACUUUUUCAAAAUUUCACAGGAAUGAUAGACUAUGUGGCGGUCUAUCUGUGUAGACCAUCACAUCUGUAAACCAAAUCAAGAUAAAUAUGAAUGAAAAGUAUUACAUUGAAUUAGGCUUUAGAGAUUUGAUGAACCUGUAAAAUUGAUGGUAAAAGUAGGUAAUGAUCUCCUUUAAGUAAAUUCCAAAUGACAUGUCUGUGAUAUUAUAUUGUUUAUAUGUAUAAAAUGUGAAUUUUUAUUUAUGUAAAUAUUUUUCUUAAGUUAAAUGCGAGCAUAAGGUAUCAAAUGCUUACUUAUGUAACUGAUUGUUGAUUGAUUCGUUAUGUGUCCCAGUUUUCUUUGCUUUCAUUUUAAUUGACCAUGUUUUAUUAUGUACCUCACAAAGCAGCUGUAAAUAGACCAUUGUUAUUAUCAUAGCAACACUUAUCAUUAUUGUAACAUCAUUGUUGUAGACAUUUAUUUUUUGUUUAAUAAAAAUACAUGAUA